CCUGAACAUCGCAGCUCAACAUCCGCGAACCACCCACGGCUCUCUGCCAUCUCCAUCACCCUCUUAGUGUCUUCUUCUUGACUCUCCUUCACUGCGCAAGUCGUACGGACCGUCUUGCACCACAUUCCGCCCGAAAUUCCGUUCCGACAGCAUCUAGCCUUCCCGGCGCCACGCACUCCCAUCUCCUUCCGCCAUCUCUUCCCUUUCCUCUUCCACCAUCUCGGAUCUAGCUCCUGCGGCAUCGAACUAGCUUGCAGCUGCGCGAGUCCGUUCUACGAUGGUCGGCCUCACCUCUGCUGCCGGCGUCGUCGGCUUUCUUGCAGAACCUGAUCCCGCCCUGCGCUCCUUCGCCUUGCACCGGUUGAACGAGGAGAUCGAUCUCCUAUGGCCGGAGGUCGCUGGAUCGGUCAGUCAAAUUGAGGCGCUGUACGAAGAUGAAUCGUUUCCAGAACGAGAGCUUGCGGCUCUUGUCGCGGCGAAGGUGUACUAUCAACUACAGGAAUACAAUGAGAGCAUGGUAUUUGCGCUCGGAGCAGGCAAGCUCUUCGAUAUCCAUCACUCCGGAGAGUUUGAAGAGACGAUUCUCGCAAAAUGUCUAGACACGUAUAUCGCUCUCUCCGCGAUGCACCACCCCCAUACCCCGGUGGCCACGACAAACCAAGCGCCUCCACAAUUGAUCACGUCCUUCACGGCGAAUACGGCCGGUGGAGCCAGCACAUCGGCAAGCAUGACCUCGCCAACAACACCCUUCUCGCAAUCCACCCUUCCCUCAAAGUCUCUUCUGUCCCGACAAGAUUCAUCAACAUUCGAUCCUACACUCCCCGGCGGGGGCAACGCAGGCGUCGCCGGAGCGCACCCUACCCCGUUAGUACUGCAAAGGAGUGUGCAGAAGAAUCUCCAGGCCACGAUACGGCGCAUUUUCGAAAGCUGCUACGAAGUAGGCGCGUACAAGCAGGUCGUCGGAAUUGCAAUCGAGGCGCGAAAUCUCGAUGUUCUCCGAGAGUCUUUCCUCCGAGCAAGUCAGGAUGAGAAGAAACAAGGCAAGAAGCCUGCCAGCAGCUCAUCUCCGAAGAGUGAGGAGCUGAUGGAGUACGUGCUCGAUAUCUGCAUGAAUGUUGUGCAGGAGAGAGGUUUGAGAAAUGAGAUCCUGAAACUUAUCCUGGACCUGCUGAACGAUAUCCCUAAUCCGGAUUAUUUCUCCAUCGCGAAAUGCGUCGUCUAUCUCAACCAACAUUCUUUGGCCUCGACUCUUAUCCGCCAACUCGUCCAACGAGGCGACGGAAAAUCCCUGGCAAUUGCGUACCAGAUCUCCUUCGACCUUUACGAGAACGGUACUCAGGAGUUUUUGGCAAAGAUUAUAGAGGAAUUGCCAGAUACAGAUGGGAAGGCUGAGGACAAGCCGGCUGCUAAUGGGGAUGCGUCACACAAGCCGCGGGGUGAAGAUGCAGGAGAGUCCGAUGGCCUGCUUUCCAACAUGGACUCAAGCAACGAUGCCCCUACAAUAUCAACCGUUGUCUCCCGCACCAAACAGAAGUCUCCAACGGAAGAAGAACUGAAAGUCUACAGUUCAGUUCGCGAUGUCCUUCGAGGGACCAAGACCAUUGAAUUGAACCUCGAAUUCUUGUACAGGAAUAAUCACGCGGACAAAAACAUCUUGAACAAGGUCAAGGACAGUCUGGAAGCAAGAAACUCGAUCUUCCAUACCGGUGUUACGUUUGCGAAUGCCUUCAUGAACGCUGGUACUACGAAUGACACCUUCUUCAGAGAGAAUUUAGAGUGGCUAGGAAAAGCAGUGAACUGGUCAAAGUUUACUGCCACAGCAGCUCUUGGUGUCAUCCAUCGUGGCAACAUCACCCAAGGCCAGAAACUUCUGGAACCCUACCUUCCUAAGGAGGGUCUCACAUCUAACUCCCACUAUGAACAGGGUGGCUCUCUCUUUGCCUUGGGAAUGAUUUACACCAACCAUGGAACUCAUGUCUUGGAAUUUUUAGUCAAGCAGUUCAAGGAUGCCACAGAGGAAGUAAUCCAACACGGCGGUGCCCUCGGCCUGGGCGUUGCUGGCAUGGCAACGGGGUCGGAGGAUAUCUUUGAAGCCUUCAAGCAAGUAUUGUACACCGACUCUGCCAUCAAUGGUGAGGCUGUGGGACUCUCAAUGGGACUCGUGAUGCUCGGCACCGGCAAUAUCAAGGCUUUGGAGGAUAUGAUCCAGUAUGCCCACGAUACGCAACACGAGAAGAUCGUCCGUGGGCUCGCCAUGGGCAUGGCUCUCAUCAUGUAUGCUCGACAAGAGGCUGCUGACGAGCUUAUCAACGGCCUUCUAGACGACCCGGACCCUACCCUUCGCUAUGGAGGCAUCAUGACGAUUGCAUUGGCGUACUGCGGUACAGGAAGCAACAAGGCCGUGCGAAGGGUCCUUCACGUUGCUGUUAGCGAUGUUAGCGAUGAUGUCCGAAGGGUGGCCGUCAUGAGCUUGGGCUUCAUCCUCUUCCGGAAACCCGGCAGCGUUCCUCGUAUGGUCGAGCUCCUCGCAGAGUCCUAUAACCCGCAUGUCCGAUAUGGCGCUACUAUGGCCCUCGGUAUUGCCUGCGCAGGUACUGGUCUUGAUGAGGCCAUCGACCUGCUGGAGCCCAUGAUGAAGGACUCGACCGACUUUGUCCGACAGGGUGCUCUAAUUUCGCUAGCUAUGAUCAUGGUCCAGCAAAAUGAGGCUAUGAACCCCAAAGUCGCCACAAUCAGGAAGACCUUGGCGAAGAUCGUGGCAGACCGCCACGAAGACGCCAUGGCUAAGUUUGGUUGUGCUCUCGCUCUUGGUAUCAUCGACGCCGGCGGCCGCAACUGUACCAUUGGCCUUCAGACACAGACGGGAAAUCUCAACAUGACCGCUAUCGUUGGCAUGGCUGUCUUCACCCAAUAUUGGUACUGGUUCCCACUAACACACUUUUUGUCUCUCAGCUUCACGCCAACAGCAAUCAUUGGUGUCGAUCAGGAUCUUGAGAUUCCAUCAUUCAAGUUCCACAGCAAUACCAAACCAAGCAUGUUCGAUUAUCCGCCUGAGCAAGAGGUGAAGACCGAGGAGGCACCAGAGAAAGUCAAAACUGCAGUUCUAUCAACGACUGCGCAAGACAAGCGCCGAAAGCUGGUCAAGGCCCGCCAACGAAGGCGUGAGAGCAUGGAUGUUGAUCAGACUCCAACAACACCAAAAAUAUCCGCAGCAGACGAGGACAAAAUGGAUCUCGAUGAAGAGCCAAAGAAAGACGAGAAGGCGGAGGGUGAGGAGAGCACGCCUUCAAGUGACAUAUCCAAGAAGAAGGCGGAAAAGGAGAAGGUUGGCUACGAUUUGGAAAACAUGUCGCGCGUGCUGCCAGCUCAGGUUAAGUAUAUAAGCUUCCCUGAGGAGCGAUAUGUUCCAGUCAAGAAGCCAACUGGUGGUGUUAUCCUCCUCACAGACACCGAGCCCUCGGAGCCGAAGAAGCUGCUUGAACUCAAAGUCAAGAAAGCAGCACCAGCUCCAACACCUAGUGCAGCAGGCCCAUCAGGAGACCAAGCUCCUGAGGGAGUGACUGCGCCUGCGUCUGCUGCUCCAGUGAGCGGCAAUGUAGUGGAUGAAGGGGAGGAUGAAGCAGAGCUACCUGGCGAAUUUGAGUAUCUCUCGGACGGAGGCGAGGGAGACGAUGAUUGAGGGGUUAAUCAAUGGCAAUGAGGGAAUUCUAUGUACCAUUAGUUUGGCCUUUAUGCAGGCGGGGAACGCAGACUAGCAUUGAUUCAGGCGUAGGGAGGCAAGAGGAGCGUCAACCAGCUCGCCUAGACUUUGCUUCAGCAAUGUAUAAUAACCGAUGCGGCUUACUGCACAUUUAUACAUAUACUCGUAUGCUAG
Messenger RNA from Lindgomyces ingoldianus, 3874 nucleotides. Its product is annotated as 26S proteasome regulatory subunit rpn2. The record is from RefSeq and is a predicted model, not a curated record. Gene Ontology annotation, biological process: regulation of protein catabolic process; proteasome-mediated ubiquitin-dependent protein catabolic process. Bases 278 to 3679 code for a protein of 1133 amino acids. Gene Ontology annotation, cellular component: proteasome storage granule; proteasome complex; proteasome regulatory particle, base subcomplex. Gene Ontology annotation, molecular function: enzyme regulator activity. The transcript has 5 exons. NCBI's taxonomy places the organism in Eukaryota, Fungi, Ascomycota, Dothideomycetes, Pleosporales, Lindgomycetaceae.